AUGCCUCCCAAAUCCCGUGCGCGUCCUCCGAAACCGCCCGAACGCGCGCGACACCUCUUUACGCGCCCGUUCGCUCUCUUUCUCGUCCUCAGGAUCGUCAAUGCGUUCGUCGUUCGGACGUUUUUCGUCGCUGAUGAGUUUUGGCAGAGCGCGGAAGUCGCCCACGCGCUCGUCUACGGGUACGGACACGCCACGUGGGAGUGGCGCGCGCGCCUGAGGAGUCACGCGCAUCCUUUGUUAUACGCUGCGGUGUAUAAACUCGGGGAUGUGGUGGGAUUGAGGUCGGAUGCGUUCGUGCGGAACGCGCCGCGGGUCGUCGGCGGAUUCAUAGCGGCGGCGCACGACGCGGGAUGCGGACGCCUGGGACGACGAUUCGGCGGAGAGAAGUGUGAGUUUUGGAGCUUGGCGUUGCGAGCGAUGAAUUGGUUCGUGUUUUAUUGCGAAACAAGGGGUUUGUCGAACUGCGCGGAGGCGUGCGCGACGACGUGGGCGCUCGCGUACUGGCCGCUCGACGGAUUGGGCCGAGCGAAGGGCGGGGCUAGACGAAGACGAAAGGCGUUGUCGUUCGCCGCGAUCGCGUGUGUGAUGCGACCGACGAGUGGAAUUUUAUGGCUCGCGUUGGGGGCGUCUGCGUUGGCGCGAAGGGGGGAUCCAGUCGGGGAAAAAGCGCGGUUCGCGUUGCUAGAGGCGGCGCCCAUCGGCGCGUUCGCGCUCGCAGCUUCUGCGUGCGUCGAUAGGUAUUUUUACGGCGAAUGGACGUUCGUGCCUUGGAAUUUCGUAAAGUUCAACUUUUUGAGCGGGAAGAGCGCGAUUUACGGCGCCAAUCCCUGGCACUGGUACCUCACUCAGGGAUACCCGGCGGUGUUGGGGACGAUGCUCCCACUCGCGCUCAUCGGAUUUUGGAGGAACCGAGUGAAGAACAACGCGGCGUUCGCGGUGACGUUCUGGACAAUAUUCGGGUACUCGCUCGCCGCGCACAAGGAAUUUCGAUUCAUUUUGCCGUGCGUGAGCGCCUCCAUCGUGAGCGCGGCGUCGGUGUUGACGGAGAUGACGCCGAGCCGAAGACGGCUCGUCUUGCUCGCACUCGCGCUCACGAAUGUUCCCGCGGCGCUGUACAUGUCCCUGCGUCACCAGGCUGGGACGAUUGCCCUUAUGCCACAUAUCGCAAACUUGGCGAAACAAGGUGCCAUCGUUGACGGCGGCGUGCUCUUCGCAGUGCCGUGCCAUCAGACGCCGUUUUACGCGCACGUGCACCGAGAGAUUCGCAUGGAGUUCCUCGAUUGCUCGCCCGACAUACCCGAGGGCGAGGACGACUCCGCGAGAUUCGCGAGCGAUCCCGAGACGUGGCUCAACGCACGUUUCGGUCGCACCGUUGACGAUUCGCACCGUACGUGCGCCGUGGCCUCCGCCCUCGCACCGAGCCACGUAGCGCUCUUUGACGGAGACGCUCGCCGCGCCGCGCCUUGGCUCGAGCGGUGGAAUUACGCCCUCGAGCGCACGUUUCAUCACGCCGACGUCGCCGUCGAUCGUGAGAUUCAACGCGCGCUGCACCUGUACGCUAGACCACCCCACGACGCGAGCGCGUGUCGCGCUCAGACGUAG
This is a messenger RNA of Ostreococcus tauri, 1602 nucleotides long. RefSeq names its product GPI mannosyltransferase. The record is from RefSeq and is a predicted model, not a curated record. Gene Ontology annotation, molecular function: alpha-1,2-mannosyltransferase activity. Bases 1 to 1602 code for a protein of 533 amino acids. Lineage: Eukaryota; Viridiplantae; Chlorophyta; Mamiellophyceae; Mamiellales; Bathycoccaceae. Gene Ontology annotation, cellular component: endoplasmic reticulum membrane. The transcript has a single exon. Gene Ontology annotation, biological process: GPI anchor biosynthetic process.